CGGUGUCGCUGCCGGGGUGCGGCGGCUGGGCUCGCUCCCGGGGGUCGGCCCGGCGUACCGGGGUGGGUGGCGGGGCGCGGGUCCCGGCUGUGGGUCCCGCCUCAUCCCGGGGGCCUGCGGGGCCGCGGCCGUGAGGGCUCCCGGUGCGGAGCCCCCCGGGCUGUCCCGCCGCCGGAGCCUCCGCGCUUCGGGGGCGCCCCGGGGACUGACAUUUCCCUGGUCCUGGCGACUUCGGGCCAAAUAAUUUCCCUCUUGGUACUUGUUUUCUGCCGGGAUCAGCGGGAUUUUCCGCUGCCCGGUGCAGGCUGGGGUCGCUGCCGUUGUGGCGGGCUCGGGUCUUUGGGCAGCGAAACACGAGCUCGGGAAGAAGGCUGGAGUUUGCGAUCUGUAGGAGAGGGGAUUCCUGGUCUGGCUGAUGGCCGGCCGCCUCGCCGUGCCCGUGCUGUGGAUGUGGGCGAGGAGCAGCUCCCGGACCAUCCCCAGCUCCAGGGAACCUCGUCCCGGUAGGGGCACGACGGAGCCUCCCGGGAGCUGGGGUUGCAUCCCGGUGCACCGGGAAUGCUGCGGGGCUUUCCUGGCUGUGAAAUGGGUGCUCGGGACCGGGGAUCUCCUGCUUCCUAAAAGCCUUGGUGCCCACUGAAGUCAUGGAGCUGGAAAGUCCGAACUUCCAGCUGGGAUUUUAUCUUCCUGACCCGGCACACAUCCGUGCUGUUGAGGGUUUUUUUUUGGGGGGAGGAAAUGGGAUUUUUAAGCUACUUAAAGAUGGUUUUGUGCUCAAGAAGCUUCUGGAGUGGAGAUGGUGUGGCCACCUGUGGAUGCGGUGUUGGAGGUGUCUGAAGGGGUGGCUGGCAGCAUACACAGCUGGAUCCAGGCAUCUCCUGUGCUUGCUUCAGGUGGGAGAGCCUUGAGAGCCCCUGCUGAGGGCAGGAGCAUCCAAACCCCACUGGGAUGGAGCACAGCUGGGGAUGGGAAAAGGAGCUGUGUGCCCAAACCGCUUAAAAAACCCAAACUCUGCUCUUCAGGCUUGGUUGGUUGGGUUUUCUGUUGGGAUUUAUUUCGUUUUCUGCUGGUGUUUGUGGUGAAUCCGUGCCACUCGGCACUGGGAGAUUCUCUGAGCCUCAACUGGCACUUCAGCCCUCCCAGCCCUGAGCUACACCCUAAACUCAUCCCUGCAGAGGGCUGAAAAUGGAUUGUCCUUGCAGGAGCAGCUCUGGGCUGAAACAUUCUGGGGUGAAAACAGGCAGAAUUGGUGGUGGAGCUGCCCUGGCCUGGAUUGCAGAGGGGACUCCUGGAGCAUCCCCUGGGACAGAGGCAAGGACAGCAUGUGCCAGGCUCAGCUCCUGCAGAGAACCAGCCUGGAAAUAGUCAUGGCCUGGUUUAAGAGCUUGGCUCCCAGGGAAUUUCUUUGGUGCAGGCGCUGAGAGGACUGAGUUUGUUGUCAGUGCUUCGUUAGAGAAUGCUGUGAUUUUGGGGGCAGCUGGUAACCAGGAGGGAUGAUGAUGAUGAUGGUGGGACAGAGGCUGCUGUGUUUGUGUUGGAGACUUAUUGGGCUUUUAUCUGUCUUGGAGAUAAAAGUGGAAGGUUCUGGUGUGUUCUCCAGCCCAAGGUUCAGGAUGAGCUGGCGGUUGGGAGGAGCCCAGCUGUGUCUGGAGCUCUGGGAAAAAACAGGAUAAAGCUGUGCAUUGAAGCUUUAUAAAGAUGGGAUGGCUUCCAUAACUUUCACUUCACUCCUGCUCCAACUCCUGAGCACCAGCGUGGUUUUAGGAGCCCCUGUGCCCUGCUGGAGCAGCUCAUUUGUGGGGGUUAUGUGCUGUCCUUUUGGGCUGUGCUAAAAAGGAGAUCCCAGAAUGGUAAAACCUGGAGAGCUGCUCCUACCAAGCACGAGGUGCAGCCACAGAGCCACAUCCAGCUGCCUGUGCCGUGUGUCCCCCAAGAUCCCUGCUCCUCCCUGUCACACUGCCUUCCUCCUGCACUCACAGCACCCCUCCUGUGGCUGAGGGGCUCCAAGGCUGUCCUGCUCCAUCACUUUGAUCAGGAAUAACUGGAUUUUCGUUGAUGAGCUGGGUUGAUUCCCAGCCUGGAUGAGGCAGGCAUGGUCUGUGUCCCACCCAGCACUCCAAGGGUGUCCUGCUCCAUCAGUUUCACCAGGAAUAACUGGAUUUUUGUGGAUGAUGAUGAGGAGGAGCUGGGUUGAUUCUCAUCCUGGAAGAGGGAAUCAACCCAAUUUUUUGUUGAUGAUGAUGAUGAGGAGCUGGGUGGAUUCCCAUAUUGGAAGAGGCAGGCAUGGUGUGUAUCCCACCCAGCACUCCAAGGGUGUCCUGCUCCAUCAGUUUUAUCAGGAAUAACUGGAUUUUUCUUGCUGCUGAUGAUGAGGAGCUGGGUUGAUUCCCAAUCUGGAAUAGGCAGGAGCUGCAGGGUCUGUAUCCCACCCAGCACUCCAAGGGUGUCCUGCCCCAUCAGUUUCACCAGGAAUAACUGUUUUUUUGUUGAUGAUGAUGAUGAGGAGCUGGGUUGAUUCCCAUACUGGAAGAGGCAGGAGCUGCAGGGCUGUGUCCCACCCAGCACUUGCAGAUGGAGCUUAGUGACACAGCACAGGUGUCAGGUCAGGACGGGUGCUGCUAAUCCUGGCAGGUUAGGUAACCUGCAGGGCCAGGACAGCCAUGUGGGGUGGGACUGGGACAGCCCCCACUGUUCUGGGGGGCAGGAGGAAGGCAGAAACCUCCUUCAGGAGCGUCAGGCAAUGCUCACUCGGAGCUCACGGAGCAGCUCAUUUUUCUCAUUGUUACUCUGAUGGGGCUCAGGCUGGAGCUGCUCCCAUGUCCCACCUGCAGGUCCCCUCAGGAUGCCCCUGCUUAGCCCUGAGUGCUGCCACAUUUCAAGGUUUUGGGGUUUAGGAGUUGGAUAUCUGCUGGUUUGCCACUCUGCUGCUGGUGGGAGUGAAAACAUCCAUGUGGGUCUGGCAGGAUUGAAUUUCCCAUGGAUUUGGGCACCUCCUGCCUCACCUGCAGCUCCCUGGGGGUCUGGCUCGGUGUUCCCUGUGGGGAAGGGAUGUUGAGGAGGGGCUGGGUCAGGAGCAGAGCUCUGGGAGUGGAGUCCUGGCUCCCAGCUUGGUUCCUACCCUCAGCAAAACAUCACGUGGCAGAUCCGGGGGAGAGACGUCAGAGUUUGCUGCUCCUAAAAUAUUUCUGGAAGUGUCUUUAUAAACACAGUGGAGCCACAGGUCGUGGCUGACCUUGGGUCAGGAUUUGGCCCUAACAAAGAGAAUUAUUUCCUCUUUCUGCAGCAUGUUCAGCAGGAUUGAAAUCUAACAAAAUAAGGGAAUUAAAGCCCCAUAAAUUCCAGUCUGGAACUUUAAAUGGAUCCAGUUUUGCUGCUCCACAGUUGGUUCUGGUGAACUGUUUAAAUUCAGUGUUCCCAGUGGUUGAUUCCUCCCAGGAUGGAGCUGAGAAACACUGAGCUCUUUGACCUUGUGAAUUCCUCCCUCAGUUUCCUGAUUUUUCUGAUGUUGUCAGGGGUGCAGGCCUGCCUGCAGAAGGCUGGGAUGCUCCACAUGCUCCUGGUGAGUCCCUUCCCAAACCUUGAUGGGGUUGGAGUUGCCCUGGGAGAGGCUGUAGGCAGCAAGAGCGAGGAGGCUCGGGGAGGUUUUAUGACUUUUCCCCUCAUUUUGGAUGGACAUGUGGUGUGAGAGGUCUGAAUUCCCGUUAGGAAGGAUUUGCAGGCUGCUGGGAUGGACCAAACCCAGCUUUGCCCCAUUCCUGAGGCUGGAACUGGGCAGACUGGAGGUUGGUGUCAGCCUUGGGUGGAUCUGCUGGCACUUUGGGAUGGAGCUUUCACUGGGUUCCCAUGGGUGUGUGACCAUGGAAUGCUGUGUGCACGAAGCUCCAGCUCCUUCUGGUCCCAUCGAGGUGUGACUCCAGCACAGCUGCUCACUCCUCACUGCUGGCAGGAGCAUUGCUGUGCUCAGGCCCUGUGCAAACGUGGGCAGAUGUCUGUGAAAAGCCCUGCUGAUGUGUCCUGCAAAGAGCUGUUGGGAUCACAACAACUGGGCUCAGCCCUAAGUUCAUGUUUUGCACACAUUUCUGAUUGGAAUGUGCCAGGAACACUCACUUUGGAUCACAUCCAGCUGUGCUGCACCCCCGUGCACUGCUGGGGCUUUGGGGUGUGCCUGCUCCAUUGCUGGGGGAUGGAUUUGCAGCUGUGCAUCUCCUGGGGCUUGGAUUUCCUCCCUGGGCUCAUGUUUCCCACCUCUUCUGGAAGGAGGGAAGAGGAGAGAGCACUUCCCUUCCACAGGGAAAGGAAAUAAUCAAUAACUCUGGGCUGGGGACAUUCCUCUGUCCGAUCUCCAACAAUCCAACACCUCCUCCUUGGACCCAGAGUUUCCCAGCUGUGUUUUCCCUGGCAUUUUUGUGCACGAGGGAGUUUGGAAUGCCGUGGAUGAGGGGGUGGGAUGUGCUUCUUGUUCCCUCCCCAAACCUCUGCUGUGCCUGCUGAGCGUUCAUUUGCAUUGGAAUUCCACUCCCACCUGCGGGAAGCUUCACGUUAUCGCAGCCACUCUCAUCCUGGAGCUGCUCCUUGCUCCUGCAACUCCUGCCGGGGGUUAGAGGAUCCAAACCUGCCCCUCCUAAUUAGGGAUGUUCCCUAAAUUGCUGGAGUGAGAGCAGGAAUCGCUGCCAAAUCCCGCUCCAGGAAUGUGCUGGGCUUUGGCGUCGCAGCCAAGGAAUCCAGAGGUUUUUUUGGGGUUUUUUUUUUUCUGGGAGGAGGAACUUAACAACUCGAUUGUGGGAAUGGUGUUUCUCCAGCAAAGCCAAGAGAUUCCAGGUUGAAGUCUGGAUGCUUGUGGGGAGUUGUGCUGUUAGGGAAUUUCACCCACCUUUAAGGAUAAUCUUGGGAAAAACAAAAACAUUUCAAGGCACCAGGGGGGUUUUGCCUGUCUGUAGGGAUAAUCCUGAAAAAAAACCUUUAUUUUUCAGGCAGCAGGAAAACAACCAGGUUUGUUCCUGUUCCACACAAUCCUGAAAUUUGUUCUUAUACCUAAUACACCAGCACCUCCCUCUCCCAGCCUUCCCAGUUUUUCUCCUUCCAAAUUUUCAGCUCAGCAUAAAUUCUUUUCCCAUUCUUUCCUGUUCCUUGAUGGCAGAAUUUUUUAUCCCAUCCUUCAACUGCAAAGCACCAAACUCCACGGAGCACUUUGCCCAUCUGGACUCCCACAGAUGAGGCUGCUCUUCCUUUCUCUCUCUGCCCCGAGGAAUGCAGAAAAUCAGGAUUUGAAGGCAUGGCAGGAGCACACACCUUCCUUCCACAGGCUCAGAACCCGACAAAAUCCAGAUUUGUGGAAUAGAGCUGUGGUUUUGUUCCCCUCUGGGAAGAAGCUCUGGAGUCAAAGGAGCUCUGGAGUGGAAAGGAACUCUGUCUGGACAUUGAUUUUGUCAUCCAGAGCAAUUGGGAUUGUUUAAUUUUUUUUUUUUUUUAUUUUUAGUUUUUAAAAUGUGUUUUCCUUAGAACACAUCUAAUUCUAGCAUUUCCCUUCCUCACAGCUGGGCUGCUUGGAGUGGGAUGGGGCUGGGAUUUACUCCCUGGAAAUGCACAAGACAAACUUCUUGCUUUCUCAUUGCUCCCAAAUAUUCAUUUAUUAUAUCAUUCACUCCUAAUUUACAAAGAAAAACCCCACCACCUUAGAGAUGAGAACUGAGCUUAGCUCAUGAAUUUUCCAGGGAAAUGCUGGCUACAGCAAAGCGAGCGUUGCUCUCCCGGUGGAAUUCAUUCAUUGCUGGAAUGAACCAGCAGUCCUGGAGCACAGUUCAUUUUUGGGGGGUGGUUCCUUCCCCCCCUGAGCUCGUUCCCACCUGCAGUCCAGGUGUGCUCGUGGUGUCGUUCCCAGGUUGACGCCGAGGAGCCGAUCCGGUGCCGCUGACGCCGUCUGGCCUCGGCUAUGGACAUCGUCCUGUCGGAUUUUGUUCGCUCAACGGGGGCAGAGCCAGGGCUGGCCAGAGACCUCCUUGAAGGCAAGAACUGGGACGUGAGCGCGGCGCUGAGCGACUUCGAGCAGCUGCGGCAGGUGCACGCCGGGGGUCUCCCGCCCCCCGUGAGCGAGGCCCGCGGCGCCCGGCCCCCCGAGCGCGACGCGGCGCGGCCAGCCCGGCCCCCCCUGCAGCGCCAGGAUGACCUGGUGCAAGAGAAGCGUCUGUCCCGUGGUAUCUCCCAUGCCAGCUCCACCAUCGUGUCCCUGGCCCGUUCCCAUGUGUCCAGCAAUGGCAGCAGCAGCGAGCACCUGCUGGAGAUGCCCAUCUGCACCUUCCAGCUGCCCGACCUCACCGUGUACUCCGAGGAUUUCCGCGGCUUCGUCGAGCGGGAUCUCAUCGAGCAGUCCAUGCUGGUGGCACUGGAGCAGGCUGGGCGUCUCAACUGGUGGGUGACCGUGGAUCCGAGCUGCCAGCGCCUGCUGCCCCUGGCCACCACUGGUGAUGGGAAUUGCCUGCUCCACGCUGCCUCCCUGGGUAUGUGGGGCUUCCACGACCGGGAUCUCAUGCUCAGGAAAUCCCUCUACACCCUGAUGGACAAGGGGGUGGAGCGGGAAGCGCUGAGGCGGCGCUGGCGCUGGCAGCAGACGCAGCAGAACAAGGAGUCUGGCCUGGUUUACACAGAGGAGGAGUGGCAGAAGGAGUGGAAUGAGCUGAUCAAGCUGGCGUCCAGCGAGCCCCGCGUGCACUACGGCUCCAACGGCGGCGGCUGCGGCGGGGUGGAGGGUUCAGAGGAGCCGGUGUACGAGAGCCUGGAGGAGUUCCACGUCUUUGUGCUGGCCCACGUGCUGAAGAGACCCAUCGUGGUGGUGGCAGACACCAUGCUGAGGGACUCAGGUGGUGAAGCAUUUGCCCCAAUUCCCUUUGGAGGGAUCUAUCUGCCCCUGGAAGUCCCAGCCAACAAAUGCCACCGGUCUCCACUGGUUCUGGCUUAUGACCAAGCUCAUUUUUCUGCCCUGGUCUCCAUGGAGCAGAAGGAAAACUCAAAAGAUCAAGCUGUGAUCCCCCUGACAGACUCUGAGCACAAGCUGCUCCCCGUGCACUUCGCCGUGGACCCCGGGAAGGAGUGGCAGUGGGGCAAGGACGACAGUGACAAUGUCAAGCUGGCCAGCGUGACACUGUCACUGGAAGCCAAACUGCACCUGCUGCACAGCUACAUGAAUGUCAGAUGGAUCACGUUGCCUUGUGACAUGCAGGCGCCUCUGGCUCAGCCAGAAUCCCCCACGGCCUCCGCGGGCGAUGACGCUCGCUCGGCGGCGGACUCGGGCGACUCGGACAAGGAGUCGGUGUGCAGCAGCUCUGCCAGCAACGGGGGCACCAGGGCAGGCAAGGACAGGGAGAAACCAAAGAAGGAGAGGGAAAAGGAGAAGGAAAAGGACAAAAAACGGGCAGACUCGGUAGCCAACAAGCUGGGAAGCUUCGGGAAGACUCUGGGCAGCAAACUAAAAAAGAACAUGGGGGGCCUGAUGCACAGCAAAGCCGUGAAGGGCGGCGUGAGCAACGGGCAGGGAGACACCCUGGAGAAGAAGAAGAAAGGAUCCCUGAAGGCACGGAAAGACAGCAAAGAGGAAUGUUCCCCGGGAGAUUUGGCUCCUGCAGAGAAGCCUUGUGCAGGUAAGGCAGCCCUGGAGAAGGCCUCGGACCCCUACAAGUACAGCAGCGACGUGCGGCUGAGCCUGAGCAUCCUGCGCGCCGCCAUGCAGGGCGAGCGCAAGUUCAUCUUCGCCAGCCACCUCAAGACCAGCAGCCGGCACCAGUUCCAGGAGGAGAUGAUCCAGAGGUACCUCCUGGACGCUGAGGAGCGUUUCCUGGCAGAGAAGAGGCAGAAGGAGGCGGAGAGGAAGGCGCUGGGCGGCGCUGCCCCGGCCAAGAGGCCGGAAGGGGAGGCGGGUGCCCAGCGCGGCGAGGAGGCGACGCCAAGCCCCGCGUUCUGCCAGCCACCCCCCACCUACCCCCCCCAGCCCCUGGGUGCUAAAAUAGCUGCAUUUCCAGCUGGCUGUUCUGGUGUUCUCACCUUCCCCAGGCCCUCCAUGGGCAGUGCUGAGGGGCUGCACCCGCCCGCGUGCCCCGAGGGCCGGCGGCAGCUGGCGGGGGGGCCCUGUGGGAGCCUGCCCCCCUAUGCCACCCUGCCCCGGCACCACCAGGGCCGGCUCGGCCCCUGCCCCCCCGGGCCUGCCCAGCCGGGCCGCUUCUCCCCCACGGACGUGGACAUGCAGCCUCCCUUCCCUUCGGAGUGCGAGGGCUCCGGCUGCCUCCCCCCGCACAGCGACGGCUGCCGGGAGCUCCUCGAGCAGGACGAGGGAGGAACUGCGGAUAAAAUGAGAAGCCAAGCCCUGUACAACAUCCAGCAGAGCAAGUGCAAACAGCCCAACUGCAGCUUCUAUGGACACCCAGAGACUGGGGAUUUCUGUUCCUGCUGUUACAAGGAGGAGCUGCGGCGCAGGGAGCGGGAGGCGCUGGUGCACAGGUUCUGAGGCUCCCCCCGUGCACGUCCGGACCCCUGGCACGUGGGGAAUGCAAUAACAGAGAUCCGGUUUGGUUUUAAACCCAGCCGCGCUCCUCUCCCGCUCGGCAGGAGGUGGGAGCAGGCGAUGGGCUGGGGGUGGCACGGGGCUGCUGGGAUUGAUGGGGUGCAGGAGGGAGAGAGGGGGGAAAGCUGCCCCUGCUUUCCUGGAGCCCCUGCAGGGGAGGAGAAGGAUUCCCAGGGGUGCCUGGGGACAGUGGGGGCUGCUCGGGUCGGAGCACAGGGUGAGGGGGGAGAAUUCCUCAAAAACUCAAUAAACCAGACCAAAGCUUUGGGAGUGGGCAGGGGGAGCAGCUCCCACCAGGUCCUUCCCACUUCCUGACCACCUGGGACGGAGCAAAAAUGCCCCAUUUUGAACGUCACAAACCUUUUAAUGGAGUUUUUUAACAUUGGUUUUAUUCUGUAUUUCUUCUUGCUGGUACUGAGCGACACCGUGUUGGAGUUGGACAUUGAUGAGGUGAGGUGGUUUGGAUGCCCCCCACCCAGUCCUGGAUGUCCCUGAGCACCAGGACAGGCUCAGGGCUCUGUCCCCUCCUCUCCUCUCCUCCCCACGAGCUGAACUCUGGUUUUAAAAUGUUGUUUUUAAACUCUUUUCUGAGGCGGGGGGAGCCAGGGGGACUCCCAGAGCUCAAGGGAUUGGAGGUUUCUCUUCCUGUGCAGAACCCCCAGCCCACAGGAGAGCUGAGGUGAGAUCCUGGGCCAGCAUCUCCUGCCAGGAAUUCCCAGUGGCCUGGGGCAAAUCCCCCAGGAAUAUCCGCUGGAAAAGGGGUCCCAGAGCACCCCCAGUCCUGAGGUGGAGCUGGGGGGGUCACAGCCCCACGUAACUCCUACUUGAGCACAGCUACUCUGUACUACCUCUGAUCCUGAUUAACUCGGCUCCGUUGUGCUGAGCCACCAACUGACCUUUAGGCUGCGGAAUUAAUCCAUAUUUUUGAUAACAGGGCUAAAAAGCAGAACAUUAAGGUAAAAUCCUCCCGUGACUAAUGUUCCUGACCCCAUCCCGGCCCCCUGGCUCCCAGGGUGGGAUUCACUUUAGCACUGCGAUGUUUGCACAGAAUUCCUUGGGUUUUUUUGGGGUUUUUUUUUUCGUUUUUUUUUGUUUUUUUGGUAACUGCAGCUCCCAAACCUGGCCUGAUCCUGCACGAGGUGAGGUGCAGCAUUUCCUAUCACAUGGAAAUAAAACAGGAGUUCUAUCCUUCAGCCAGAGCUUUACAACAUACCCUCGUUUCUAUUUUUGGGUUGAUUUUCCAGAAGGCAUCAAACUAUGCAACCCCUUCCUGCCCGUGGUCGUUUCCAGGAGAAGGGAUGAGGCAGAGGAGCUGGAAGUGAGCUUGGGGGAUCACCUGACGCCUUAGACUUGGCCCUAAAAAUGUUAACUUAGACCUAAAAGCCCUGAGUUAAGGCCUUUCCCACGUGUAAAUGCCCCCAAAUAAGGCCUUUCCUGGUGGGAUCCAAACACUUUGAGUCCAGCCAGCAAUUCUCCUUGUCUGCAGAUUCUCACAUCCGAAUUUCACGCACCCCAGGGAUGGUUUGACUCCAGUGUAAGUUGUUUUCCCUGGUUUUAUAAAAUCCCCGAGCGUGGCUGAAGCUGUGGGAAGGGGAGGUGUGACACCCACUCCAGCUGGCUCCUCUUACCUGGGAACAAAUUCCACUUUUCUUCCUCAAACUGCAGGAAUUCCAAUGGACUUCAACCCCAGGCAGGGACGUGCAGUGCUGGUUAAGCAGCACAAGCUCUGCCCCCCCUUGGUUCACCCCAAAUUUUAAGCCGAGAUGGUUAAAACCCAACCCAAACCCUUCCCUAUUUAUAGACACUUGGUUUUAAAUUCCACUUUCUGAUGUUGAUUUUUCCCCAAAUCGGAGCAGCAGCUUUAUUUGGGCGUUGGGAAAAUCCUCUGGAGCAGGGAUGCCGCAGGGCACGGGAGGGCAGGGGGAGGAGAUGCUUCAGCUUUUGGGGGAAUUUCUCUCCUCUUUGGUUAACUCCAUCCCAGUGGGGAUGGGAAACCCCCAGACCUGCUCGUUGGUGUGGGAGGAGAGAGAGGGGAAAAAGCAGAAAACCUGUGGGAAAAGCACCAGUGCUGGAGGAAAAACUCCAAAACUGGAGGAGAAGCACCAAACCUUCCCCAGGAGGGAUUUUUCCACGGGGAGACUGUGGUGUGACCCCCAGGUCAAACUAAGUGCACUUACUGGUGUGGUUGGAAUUCAAAUUGCUGCCAUCGGAUCCUGGUGGAGGAAAAGUUUGUCUUUCAGCGCGCGUAAAACCCGUUCAUGAGAUUUGAUUUGAUUUUAUUAAACGAGAUUCACCUUCGCCACUCCCCGGCCCCUCGCUGGGGCAGCUUUGGGUCUCACUAACGCGACACCGAGUGACCUGAAUUAAUUCUGCAGUGGUUUAUUCACAAAAAAACUCCUUUUUUUUUUAAUUAAUUCCAGAUUAAUUGGUGAUAUUUGGCCUCCUGGUGAACAGGGCCAGAGCGUUGCACUUGGGCUGUACCUGUGGCCUCGUUGUGGCACCACAGACUCAUUGACAAUAAAAACCUUCAGCUGAUGCA
Molecule: messenger RNA, 11087 nt
Organism: Onychostruthus taczanowskii (white-rumped snowfinch)
Lineage: Eukaryota; Metazoa; Chordata; Aves; Passeriformes; Passeridae
Gene: OTUD7B
Product: OTU deubiquitinase 7B
Exons: 11
Coding region: 5930-8491 (853 amino acids)
Biological process (GO): protein K11-linked deubiquitination; protein K63-linked deubiquitination; protein K48-linked deubiquitination
Cellular component (GO): nucleus; cytoplasm
Molecular function (GO): K63-linked polyubiquitin modification-dependent protein binding; cysteine-type deubiquitinase activity; zinc ion binding
Source: RefSeq, a predicted model, not a curated record